AACCCUUCUUUCUCUUCUGUCUUGUGUGGUUUUCGUAUCCCCCCUUUGCCUCUCUCUUCCUCUUCAGACACUGCAGACGGCGGCUCAGGACUCGGCACCGGCGCCAUCGUGGGCAUCCUCAUCGUUGUCUUCUUGCUGCUGCUGGUGGCCGUGGACGUCACCUGCUAUUUCCUCAACAAGUGCGGCCUCCUCAUGUGCAUCGCCGUCAACGUUUGCGGGAAAGCCGGGCCGGGCGCCAAGAGCAAGGACAUCGAGGAGGGAAAGGCGGCGUUCUCGAAGGACGAGUCUAAGGAGCCGAUUGUGGAAGUGAGAGCAAAGGAAGAAAACACCCCGAACCAAGAAGGAGGGGGUCCCACUGAGCCCAAUGAGACCACCCCGCUGACAGAACCAGAACCUGCCGCUGCCGACUCCCCGAACACGGCGGUAAACCGACUCCCCCCGGCUGCUUCUAACUCGGUUACAGAGAGCUUUAGCACGCCACAGACUAACUCCUCUCCUAAAAACACUGCUGCAGCCCUUUCCAAUUCACCUAAAGCAGACUCCGAGUGCAGCGUCGGGCCCCUGGUUGACCUCAGCGACGCUCCAAAAGUUGCCCCUGCCUCCAGCCCUCCUGUAUUAGAGCCAGUUAGCCCACCGCCCGCUAAUGGCGACAGGCCUCAGAACCCGUGUGAGUCAGUGAGAGCCCCCAGCAGCACCCAGAGUAAGGACUUACAAGUAGACGGCCAGAGCAACGAUGCCCGCUGUGCCCCAUGCUCAGACUCCACCACAUCAACCCAAAAUGACGGGAAGACUGUGAAGAGCGACAACGCCAAAGCCGAGCCGGAGGUGAAGAACGCCACGGCCGAGGUGAAGACGGUCCCCAACGAGGCUCCUCGGGCGAACGGCAAUGAAAGUAAAGCAUAAUGUCCUCCAGCCGGGGCAGCAGCGGGGCGGAGGAGGGAGGGAGAGGUGCAGGUUGGGCGGGGAGAGUUUGGGGUGUGGGUUUUACAGGUUAAAAACGGGGGGUGGUCACAGUCACUGAAACUUCGAAACAAUUUCACACACACCACCCCACUGCAUUAGGAAAAAAAUAAAUAAAUAAAGCAGCAACUCAGAAGAUAUAAACUACAAAGAAAAUGCGUGUUUCUGCUGGAAUAUGAGCAGGAGUGAUAAACCUCAUGCGACGCCUUAGUUCCCAAUACAUCCACCUAAAUCAGUCACUGUAAAACAUUAGAUAUUCACACGUCAUGUCACCCAUUUUUGUACGUAAUAAGCAGAUCAGCGUCUGUCAUAUUUUCUCUAGAUAAACUUGGAUGAACUGUAGCUUUGCCUUUAAGAUGCACACAAAUGUAAGACCGACUCUACUACUCUUUAUGCAGUACGCUCAUUAUUGUGAUGAUGGAUUAUGGGUCUUCUUUUUCCUUUGCCUGUGGUUUUUCUUUAAAUGCUGUUCUCACUGCCUAUUUAGCUGUUUCUUAAUGUCUUUAUUAAAGCAUGUGGAUUUGUUGCAAAGUUGCUGUAUUUCUGUAAAUUCAUAUGUGAUCGGGGUUUUUUUUUUCUUUUCCGCUUCUUAAUCCUGCGUUUUCCUUCAUUUCAUCUUCACUCUCCCAAAAAAAAAACAAAAAAAAACGGAAAAAUGAUUGUGAGAAAUAUUCACGUAAAAGUUAAUGUCUUGUUUUUUUUCCUCCUUAGUCUGUUUGCAGGCUGUUUAUACAUGCACCAAUCAGAGUUUUGUUAAUACUAAUUUCAGUAAGCCAACUCCGAUUUCUCUUCAGUAAUUUUAGGUAAAUGCAUUCAAAAUGUUGUUUUUUUUUUUUAAUUAUUAUUAUUAUUAUUCUAGCUUUUUAAGACAUCAUUAAUCAAUUAUAUUUGGAGCCAAGGCAACAUGUCGCGGUGAAACAGGGCUUCACACACAAAUAUUAGCCAACUUUAGCUUCUUAUAUUAGCAAUUAGCGUUGUUAGCAUUAAUAGCUUUAUACCACAGUAUAAAGAUUCCUAUUCUCUAGACACGCUUACCUUCGAUCUGAGCCCAGAAAGUUUACAUUUCUAAAUUCAACUUGCUUUGUGGCAGAGAUUAAAUGCUUGGGAAGAUAAAACAAAGCAACGUUACUGUAAAACCUUCAUCCUUCCUUUAGUCAGAAGAAAUUUCAAUCCCUCUCUUUAAAAGUAGCAGCCAAAAUGACCUCAAUGUCAUUUUUAAACAUUUUACUGAUAUUCAAAAGACUGCUCAAUAGACUUUAGUAUACAUCACUCAGUCUCAACUUCCACACUGAAGAGUGUUGCUGUUAGCACAAGGUGUGGGACAUUAAUCGGUUAAAAAAAUAUCAGAUUUUUGAGUUUCCAAUCCUUAGUUUUUCUUUUGGUUCAUUUCCUGGCUUCUGACAAACAGCAUGGUGGGUUUGGUCGCCAUGCGUUGUUAGUGUCUGUUAGUGUUCUUCAGAAGCUGAUUACAUGUUUUAUUUUAUUUUUUACUUUCAUUUUUUUUAUAAAUCAAACAGUUAGAGCAUAAAAUGUUUUUUUGAGUUUUUCCCCAAUAAGCCUGAAAUUUUCAUGCCAAAUCCUUUAGUUCUUGCGUGUUAACCUGUAUAUGGACUCAAUUUUCAGGGGGCCUUCAUGUUUUUGUUUAGAUUUUUUUAGAUCAGUUAAAUCACAGCUUCAUUCUUUCUGACUGGCUCCUGUUAAAUCCCAAUUUUCAUGCCUUAAAUUGUUUUCAUCUCUUAAUAAAUAUCUUUAAAACCCUCCUUAAAAUUCCUCAUUAACCUUAACUAAAUAUUGAAUAGCCAAAUAUAAUGGGCCUUGGAUGAAUAUUCAUGAACUGGACCAAUGAAAACCUGCACUGCAGGAUGUAAAUAAUGGGAACCUCACUUAAAAUCUACCAUUUAAGUAAUUUACUUAUGUGAGGAGAUUUACCUGUAACCUUGUUGCACUGUUUGCAGUUCUCCAUCUUGUAUUAAAAUACAUGUAUACAGACAAACUAGGUCAAAAAUGUGUUCUUCUCAUGAAUUAAGCUUUGUAACCCUGUUAAAAUAAAAUGACAAAUUAAGGUUUGUGUAUAAUUAGAAAUUACCCAUGCAUUGAAAACAUUUAGAUUUGUACAGUUUUUACAGUACAAUAUUCUGUUAUAAAUUGUACAAAAUAUUGUACAAUAUUAAUUGUACAACUCUGUUCAAUUAUUUUUUUUACAAUUCCAGCACCAAGCAUCAAAACAUUUUGAGCGAAAGAUGUCAUGUUUAAUUCCGAUUUUACGUUUUAUAGAAGAGCUAAACCCAUAUUUGCCCCCCUAUUUACUGGGAACUCUAAAAUCAACCCACAGUAAUUGUUCAGGUUGAUUUCUUUGAUUUGGAACUUUGCAUUUGUAACAACAAUUUGUUAAGCAUUUGUACAAAACCGAUUCACAAAUAUAGAUAUUUUCUGCAGGUGCAUAAAAACAUUAUAUCCACAAAAUCUCAAAUGAAACCAGUGGUGUGGCCUAAUGUUUCAUUAAUCCAGCCGAGUUGUUUUUGGGCGCUCAUUCAGUACUGAGGUUUCAUCAUCAGACGGUCGGCUGAUUCUUUGUAAAAAUUCCAAAUACUGUAAAAUUAGAUGGUGAAAUCCCACUGACAGUAACAUACCCAGUUCUGAUGCAGCAGGACUCUGUGAAUUCCACACCUUUAUGUUUCAAAACUCGAAACCUUUGCAUUUUGAGUUCUGAAAAUGUACAUGUUUUCCUUCUCUCUCACACGUGUGUUACACUUAUCCUGAGGUUUCCUUAAAGUGGUUUGGACACGUAGGUUAGGCAACAUGUUUGGACUUUAGAGUGAAACAUGGAGUCAGUUUGGACUGAGAUGUGGUUGUUCUUAUGACUCAUUUUAGAAAUGUAGAUCCACGUGUGUUAUGUCUUCGUAUUUGACUCCUCCAUAGCCGGAGUUUGUUUUUUUCUUUUAUCAUAUUUAUUGUUGACAUAGUAACCGAACUCAACUGGAUCUUUGGGUAUUUGCUGUUUCUCUUUUCAUUUUGUGGCAUCAAAUCUGAAGGGGCUUGUCUAAAUCUGGUCAGGCAGUAAAUAAUUGAGCAGCUUGUGUCAUUUAUUAGCCUUUCUAUUGAAUUGUUUUAAAGAUCAGCCCAUACAACUGCAAAAAAAGAAAAAGAAAAAUCGGUUUCACUUUUAGUUUUUCCUUCUAGCAGCUUUAUGAAAUCCAUGAAGUUUUAAAUAUUUUUUAUUUGAAAUUAUUUUGACGGCAGCACCUUCCUAACUUAUUGGCUCUCCUGGUAGAAAGUCUCAACAUUCAUUUAUCCAACCUGAAAUUUCAGUGAUGAAAAAAAAAAUCCCACCUUAAAAUAAACUUUUUUUUUUUUUUUUUAACAAGAGUGUUGGUAACUCUUAAAAUGAUAAUAAAAUAAAUGUACUUAAUUUAUUUACCAAUUCUGUACACUGUUAAGCUGAUCGUACUGUCAAGGAACAUAAUGCAUAAGUUGAAUAUGAAGAGUCACAGAGGCCCAUCUCCAUGGAAACUAAGAAAGAUAACAGAACAUGCUAUUUAUAUAAGGUGGGUGUUGAAAUUUUAAAAAAUCUGGAAACGAAUGAUAUUUCAAAGAAAAAAGCCCAAGCUUUUCAAUAUUUAAUCAGAAAUUUUUAGAAUUUUUAAAGAGGUGGUACAACGUUUUCCAAAGCUCCUUUUUGACUUUCUUAAAAAGUAAUAACAUAAAAAUAAAAACAUAGAAAUGUUCCCCAAUUAAUAAAUCUUUCUAAAGUAAAGUCUGGACUUUUCAUUGUUUUUCGGUGAGAUCGUGUUACUGUAGGACAUUUUAUGUAGAGUUUCCUGCAUCUUUACCAAGGCGGCCAAUAAAUGCGAAGGUUCUGCUGCAAAAAAAAAAAAAAAAAAAAAA
Molecule: messenger RNA, 4845 nt
Organism: Poecilia latipinna (sailfin molly)
Lineage: Eukaryota; Metazoa; Chordata; Actinopteri; Cyprinodontiformes; Poeciliidae
Product: neural cell adhesion molecule 1-A-like
Exons: 4
Source: RefSeq, a predicted model, not a curated record